This is a messenger RNA of Ornithorhynchus anatinus (platypus), 2882 nucleotides long. It is a transcript of the gene NXPH2, whose product is annotated as neurexophilin 2. The coding region runs from base 132 to 935 and encodes 267 amino acids. Lineage: Eukaryota; Metazoa; Chordata; Mammalia; Monotremata; Ornithorhynchidae. The record is from RefSeq and is a predicted model, not a curated record. The transcript is spliced from 2 exons. Gene Ontology annotation, molecular function: signaling receptor binding.
CGGCCCUCGCCCCCCCGACCCGCACGGGGUCCAGCAGGACGCGGGAUCGGGUCUCGGCCGUGCGCCCCGGGGACGGGAUGCGCCGCAGCCCCGCGGGCGGCCAGUACAGAGCUUAGCGUCCAGCCGGAGCCAUGGACCUGCGCCCGCUGCCCCUUCUGGUGAUGCCGGGCUUCCUCGUGCCGCUGAUCGUCUGUGACUGCAAGCAAAUACUCCACAUCCCCGAGGGACUGGACUGGGAAGACAAAGAAGGCCCCGAGGCGCUGGUCCCAGUCCACUCCAAGUUCGUCCACCCUCUGCGUCUCUUCGUCCAACAGGCCCCCAGCCCCGCGCCUGGUCAGCUCCCCAUCGCCGCCGGCCCCGAUGGCUUCUGGACUUGGCUGUCCAAUGUGACCGAAGCCCGGGGGUCCAGGCCCCGGGCCAAACGCCGGCCCAUCGUCAAGACGGGGAAGUUCAGGAAGAUGUUUGGCUGGGGCGACUUCCACUCCAACAUCAAGACGGUCAAGCUGAACCUGCUGAUCACCGGCAAGAUCGUCGACCACGGCAACGGCACCUUCAGCGUCUACUUCCGCCACAACUCGACGGGCCUGGGGAACGUCUCCGUGAGCCUGGUGCCACCCUCCAAGGUGGUGGAGUUCCCGGCGGCCCCGCCGGUGGCUGCCCAGUCCACACUGGAGGCCAAGGGGUCCAAGGCCUUCAACUGCCGCGUGGAAUAUGAGAAAACGGACCGGGCCAAGAAGACGGCCCUCUGCCACCUGGACCCGGCCAAAGUCUGCUACCAGGAGCAGACACAGAGCCACGUGUCUUGGCUGUGCUCUAAGCCCUUCAAGGUCAUCUGCAUCUACAUCGCCUUCCACAGCGUCGACUACAAGCUGGUUCAGAAGGUCUGCCCCGACUACAAUUACCACAGCGAGACUCCAUACCUGUCUUCGGGGUGACCGGCCUGCCCGUCACGCCUUAAGGGUGGGGGGGCGGCCGCCUCUGGCUCCAACCGUGGACGCCACUGCCCCAUUCACCGUCGAGGCCCAAGGACCCAGGGGAGACUGGAAGCCCAUGGCCGUGGAGGUGCUAAGGGAAAUGGUUGAGAGCCAGCAAUUCCAGAUGCUUGGGGAGGACAACUCUGGUCAUCUGGUCUGGUCCAGUCCAUUCUGGUCAUCUGGUCUGGCCCAGUCCAGUUCAACCUGGGGGAGGGGGGAGGCUGCAAGAGCCAUUGGAUCCAUCCAUCAAUUAAUCAGUCAGCAGACCUUGUGCUCAGCUUGGAACCCAUGUCGUCCAGGGAUCUGGUAGGGUCACUCGGAGGUGAGGGUCUUGGCUCCCCUGGGGCUAAAACACCUGCCUGACGUUGGGGAAGGGCAGGAACUGGACAAAGCUGGAUGGGGGUGGUGGCGGGGAGAGGCCAGAAUGGACCAGUCAAGGUCGGUGAAGCAGCCACAGUCUGUACCCAACUUGUAGGCCCAAAAUUGGCCAAUAGGGAGUGUUUCCCCAAAGUCAAUGGAACUGCCAGUCCAAGCGGUGACCUCCCUGCCUCAUCAAUAUUCUAUUAUUGCUACUAUUAUUGUCACCGACAGGGUUUGAAGCCAAAUGCCCUAGUGGGCCAAGCAUUCUGGUGAGACCCACACUCUAGUCCCACCUCUGGCCGACUGGGUGAUCCUGAGCAAGUCACUUACCCUCUUUGAGCCUCAGUUUCCUCAUUUAAAUUGGGGAUAUGAUCCCUGCGUUCCCACCUUCUUAGGCUGUGCACCAUGUGCGUGACCAGGGCUGUGUCUGAUCUGAUAGUCUUGUAACUACCACAGCACCUAGUGCAGCGCCUGGCACAGAAUAAACAAUAAACACCGUCCUAAUGAAGCGUUCAGAAUGUGUGAGGCACUGUGCUAAGCGCUGGGAUGAAUGCCAAAACCCAAUUCAGUUCCGGUCCCAGUCCCAUACGGUCCGUGUUGGAAAGUAUUGACCCGUGGAACAAUGGGAACAGAACCCAAACAUCAGUGAAAACAAAUGAGAAUUCUUCUCAAAAGAUCAUCAGUAAACAGUACAAGCUGGGCAUGGUGCCGCCCCCUUCGGGUUCCAGGCCGCUCAGCCCACAGCCUCCCCUUGCCCCGUGUCCUUGGUGGGGGACAGGUGUCUUCCAUGGGGCUGGAUGGUGGAAGAAUGAAAAUGGAUGCAAACCUUUCUGGGAGCAAGGAGAGGGACUGAGGGAGGCGUGCACACUGCUGCAACAGGCUGCUCUUCUCCUCAGCUGAGAGUCGCCGUGUGCCCAUGGCCAACUCGCCUGCUCGGAAACCAGCCCGGAGCCUAACCCCGGUGAGCUUGCAGAUGGCUUCGCAUCCAUCUUUUGCAAACUUGAGGGUGUGAAACAAACACCGGAACAGCUGGAUGGGUCAGCGGAGAGGGGCGAGCUAGGGGCAGCCCCCAGGGUACGGGCUCACCUCAGCUUGCCCUUGCUACUGCCAGGGCCCAAGCCAGGAGAUGCCGGUCCGCGGCCGUGAGGGCUUUCGCUUGGGGAGGGGAUUGGGGGAGAACCGCUCCCAGGCACACACACUCCCACACACGGACAGCUCCGCUCCGACCCCAUAUUCUCUGUUAUUACCGGGACUUGCUGCCCCAGACCACGUUCUACUCUGUGUUUCGUAGAAAUCGUUCUCGAGUUAGUGGUAGGGAAGGGCAGGCUGGCACGCCUGCUCUCUUCCGGUUUCACGUCGAGUGUUUUGGUGACUGUGUUGUAACUAGCCCCCGACCUGCGUCCUUACCUCCUUCUAGAGCCUAGGCCAACAUCCGGGUCUCCUGGCGAUGUGCGGAAGCCAUCAAUGUACAUACCCCUGGCAGUCUGUGUACACACUUCAGGAGGGCUGUGCACGUACCUUUGUAAAUAAAGAGUCUUUGCUAAUCUG